GGAACCAUAAGCAGCUGACACGUCUAACUAUACGAACAUGUUUUGGUGUAACACACAACAUCCUCUGGGGCUCUAAGUUGUCCCUUCCCGACAUGUGUGUGUUAAGUCGUUACUCGCUCGCUCGUUUAAACCCACUAUUCGUGUGUUGUGGAAGGCAGAAUCCUUUGAAGCCCUACUAGCUGCUUUUAAAUCAUGAGUGGCUCAAAGCCAGACAUCCUGUGGUCUCCCCACCACCCGGACCGCUAUGUCAUCUGUGACUCUGAACUGGGACUGUACCGCAUUGGUCCUGUGGGCAGUGCUGAAACGAAGCCUGGCACCCUCCCGCUCUCUGAGGAAACUGCUGCUACUUUGCUAGCCAUUAACUCUGACACCCCUUACAUGAAAUGUGUGGCCUGGUACCCAAAGCAUGAGCCUGAGUGUUUACUCGCUGUGGGCCAAGCAAACGGCAGAGUUGUGCUCACCAGCUUGGGUCAAAGCCACAACUCCACAUGUAAGGAGCUGGUGGGGAAAGAGUUUGUGCCCAAACACGCCCGUCAAUGCAACACUUUAGCCUGGAACCCUGUGGAUAGCAACUUACUGGCUGCUGGGUUGGACAAGCAUAGGGCAGACUUCUCUGUGCUUAUAUGGGACAUUAGCAGUAAGUUCACCCCAGAGACCAGUGUAGCUGCUGAGAAGAUUCGUCUCUCAUCUGUGGAUUUGGACUCGAGCACAGUAGUGACCAAACCGUUGUAUGAGUUAGGCCAGAAUGAUGCAUGUCUGUCCCUCUGCUGGCUGCUUCGUGAUCCAAAGCUGCUGUUGGCGGGUAUGCACAGGAACCUUGCAAUAUUUGACCUGAGAAACACAAGCCAGAAAACAUUUGUCAACACCAAGGCCAUCCAGGGGGUGACCGUCGACCCACACUUCCAUGACCGUGUGGCUUCCUUCUUUGAGGGACAGGUGGCCAUUUGGGAUCUGAGGAAGUUCGAGAAGCCUGUUCUUACCCUCACAGAGCAGCCCAAACCACUCACUAAGGUGGCGUGGUGUCCAACUCGUACUGGCCUGCUGGCUACAUUGACUCGUGACAGCAACAUUAUCCGCCUGUAUGAUAUGCAGCAUACUCCAACGCCCAUUGGCGAUGAGACGGAGCCCACCAUCAUCGAGCGAAGCGUGCAGCCCUGUGAAAGCCAAAUCGGCAGCUUUGCCUGGCACCCGUCCUCUCAGAACCGCAUGGUGGUGGUGUCGGCAGCCAACCGCGUGAUGACUGACUUCACUGUGUUUGAGCGCAUCUCACUGGCCUGGAGCUCCACCACCUCACUCAUGUGGGCGUGCGGUCGACAUUUGUACGAUUGUGUUGAGGAUUCGGCUGAAGGCAUUGAGAGCAUGAUUGAGAAAGACAUCGCCACUAAGAUGAGGCAAAGGGCUCAGUCCAGGUAUGGACACGAUACCGUCCAGGUGUGGAGGAAUCACCUGCUAGCAGGAGGGAACGAUGUCCAGCUCAAGUCUUUAUGGUUUGAUCUGUACUAUAUGAAGCAAUGUGCGGAGGACAUGGAGCUAAAACUGCAGGGGAACAAACAGUCUGUGGUCUACUCUGGUAUUAAGAACAUUGUCAAGACCAGCUCAGGGACCACUGAGAGCCGCAGGUGCUGGGCCGGCUCGGACCGGCCGACAGAUGUACCGCGGUACCACAGCGAGGAGCGAUGCCUUGCCCUGCGGCUCUGUGGUUGGAUCAGUCGGGGUCCUGACAUCGAUGUGGAGACUUUCCUGCGAUCGCUGGAGCAGGAACAGGAGUGGGAACGGGCGGCCGCCGUCUCUCUCUUCAACCUGGACAUCCGUCGGGCAAUUCAGAUCCUCAACAAGGGAGCUACUGCUGAGAAGGGUGACCUGAACCUCAAUGUGGUUGCCAUGGCUCUGUCAGGCUACACCGAUGAAAAGUCCUCCCUGUGGAGGGAGAUGUGCAGCUCUCUGAGGCUGCAGCUGAAGAAUCCCUACCUCUGCAUCAUGUUUGCCUUUCUCACCAGUGAGCCUGGAGCCUAUGAUGGCGUGCUGUAUGAGAGCAGUGUUGCUGUGCGAGACCGAGUAGCCUUUGCCUGUAUGUUCCUCAGCGAUGCACAGCUGCCGCGAUACAUUGACAAAUUGACCAAUGAGAUGAAGGAAGCCGGCAACCUUGAGGGCAUCUUGCUCACCGGGCUGACUAAAGAUGGUGUGGAUCUUAUGGAGAGCUAUGUGGACAGAACUGGAGAUGUCCAGACUGCCAGCUUCUGCAUGUUGAAGGGUUCCCCUGGUGAUGUGUUGAAAGACCCUCGGGUCCAAUGCUGGAUUGAAAACUAUCGCAACCUGCUGGAUGCCUGGAGAUUCUGGCACAAACGGGCUGAGUUUGAUAUCCAUAGAGGCAAGCUGGACCCCAGCUCCAAGCCACUAGCUCAGGUGUUUGUGAGCUGCAACUUCUGUGGGAAGUCCAUCUCCUACAGCUGCUCGGCGAUGCCUCACCAGGGCCGUGGCUUCAGCCAAUAUGGUGUCAGCGGCUCACCCACCAAGUCAAAAGUCACCAGUUGCCCUGGCUGCAGGAAACCACUGCCACGCUGUGCCCUCUGCCUGAUGAACAUGGGCACACCUGUUUCCAAUUGCCCAGGAACUGGGAAGUCAGAUGAAAAAGUGGGCUUGACAAGGGAGAACAAACUUGCUCAGUUCAACAACUGGUUCACCUGGUGUCACAACUGUCGACAUGGUGGCCAUGCCGGCCAUAUGCUCAGCUGGUUCAGAGACCAUACAGAGUGCCCAGUGUCAGCUUGUACAUGUAAAUGCAUGCAGCUGGAUACCACAGGGAACUUGGUGCCUUCAGACAGCAGCUAGGACAGAAGACACCUGUUGCAAUCUAAAAUGAAACACCAGCCUGAAGCCGACCAGUGCAGGUUCACUGCUACACCCACCACCCAACACCUGGGAAAGGGACAAAGGGUGCCAGUGGUGUCCUCCUCUGAAGUGGCUGCUUAAAUAGAAUGAAACACCGUUAAAUUAUAGUCUAGUGAAUGUAAUGUACCAGAGUCCUAUAUGAAGAAGGGAGGCAGUGUGUGCUACUGAUCUGACUAACUGAAUCAAUAACAGAAAGGGAGCAAAUGCAAACUCACUGCUCUGCUAAUGAAAAUCCCACUCAGGAGAAAUACAAGUGGCUCUGCUGUAAUCAGCCUUUUACAGUCAAACCUGAAUCAGGGUUCUGGUUUUAUUGUAUCUAUAAAAGAAAUCAGAUGUUCACUCACACAUCAGGUUGUAAAGAUGUGAUCACAGGUGCCAAUAUGUCUUGAGCUAUAUUUUGUGGCUUGUGUUUUAAUAUUUAAUGUCCGUGUUUGUCUUACAAAAGGAUCUUCACAUACCUCAUGAAAGCAUUGUUCGGGGUGAAGGACGGUACCCCGGGUGACGGAGCAGAGUCUAGCACACAAUAACAGUCUCUUGCUCUCUUCAUGUUCCUCAGUGCCACUCUUCAUCUGGAAGUGUGCGGGAGGGGCCUCCAAUGUUAGGGGUGGUUUUGGGGGAGAGGAUGAGGAAUUAGAGAAGGUAGGGGUGGUGGGCGAGGAGGAGAACGGGAGGGGAGCGUCUGUAUUCACCAGCCCACUCCAGGCCUGUGGUCCAUGAAAGAAGCUCCCCAGAAAACAGCAGCUGCUCGGCACUCUGACAAGACCCUCCAGAUUGUUCCCCUCAUAAAGAACCUCAGCUGCCGGAACACUAUUGACUCAAAGAGAGGGCGAGAGAACAGACAGCCUGAGCCCCGUACGCCCCCUCCUGCACCCUCUGCAUACACAGACUUGCCCUCUCUUUCUUUCUCUCUCCCCCUGGUGCCUAAAUUGCACCCAAAAACUAUGCAUACCACACAUCAAUCCAAGGAUGGGCGCCGUCUGUGGGGGGACGGCCGCGUGUAAACCACAUUGUAAAUUGGAUUUCUCGCUUUCUCUGCCACCCUCCCCACACGGUCACUUACCCAGGGAGGCAUUGUAAGUGAGAGGAGGCUUGCACCAGAGCUGGCUAAAUCACUUAGUCAUGGAGUAGGGAGGAGGAGGUGAGGAGGAGUGGGGGGCACAGGAGCUACUGUAUGCUGCUUUCACCAGGAUCUCUUCCCGGUGUGGGAGGUUUUAUAGGCCUGUAUGCCCUUUUGUGAACUGUUUUGGAGUGGAGCUGACAAAUUGGCGAGCCGUGUAGCGUCCCGAAAAACAGAGUGGCUGGAAUUUCAUCCUUUCAGUGUUUCUUGUGUUUGCCUUUUAAAUAAAUUCUGACUGACAAAUUGGA
Acanthochromis polyacanthus (spiny chromis) is the source of this 4254-nucleotide messenger RNA. RefSeq names its product missing oocyte, meiosis regulator, homolog (Drosophila) (gene mios). NCBI's taxonomy places the organism in Eukaryota, Metazoa, Chordata, Actinopteri, Pomacentridae. The coding region runs from base 193 to 2829 and encodes 878 amino acids. Gene Ontology annotation, biological process: cellular response to amino acid starvation; positive regulation of TORC1 signaling. Gene Ontology annotation, molecular function: protein binding. The transcript is spliced from 12 exons. The record is from RefSeq and is a predicted model, not a curated record. Gene Ontology annotation, cellular component: cytoplasm.